UAAAUAGGCGGUUUUGAUCACAAAACGUAUCGUAUAUUUCUGUUUUAACCGCUUUGGUAGAAGUUUAAUUCAACUCGUCGCUUUAUCAGUUUUUUGUUAGUUAGCUUGAAGCUAACAGCUAGCUGCGGAGCAGUUUUUCCGGUCACGUGAUCAAACGACCCCUGGUUUCCGUUGAGUGUUUUUCUUCCAGUCACCGGGACUUCAUGUUUAACCAUCUGUCCGCUGUUCUCGGUGUGUUGCCCCGCUGUUUCCUCCCUCCCUCUUCGAGGACCCUCGCCAGAGCCCACCACCUCCUCAGCAGGAUGGAGGCGGCCGUAGUGAGGUGUAUUCCCGGGGAGCCGAAGCUCACCAUCUCCUUCCGCCUGGACGGCAGCGACAAGAACAUGCUGCGGGACAAGGACGAGGCGCUGGGGAAAGUCCUGGCUCGGAUCUCCAAAGCUAUGAACAAAAAACACAAGAAGGCGAAGAAGUCCCAGAAGAACCGCGAUCAGGAGCCGAGCGAGGCUGCGGAGGCCGCCGUGGUGAAGCUGUUCUUCGGGGAGGACGAGGUUAGCGACACGCUGCGGAACUCGGAGGCUUGGCAGGACGGAGGGGUGCUGCAGGUGGGGGAGGUCCGGUACAAUGUUUACAGGAACCCCCCCACCUUCACCACAGCCGAGCUGCCGGGGACCCUGCUGGCCGGGUUCCCGGUCUGCCCCAAGCUGGAGGCGGAGUUCGGGAAGCUGCAGGACAGCGAGUUCACCUGGUUCCGAGAGAACCCUUCAAGACGCAGUCCAGAAGCAGCUGAAGACGUUCCAGGACAGGACUGUGGAUGGACGCAGGUUGGACGGGAGCGAGUCCAUGUCCCGUCCAAUCAGGACAUCGGCUGCAGGUUCAAACUGCGCUGCGUGCCCAAAGACGGAAGUCGCAGCGGCCCGACCAAAGAACUGAUCUCAGCGGGAGCAGUGGAGGCGGGACCGGGCGUGUGCACGUUCGACAACCGUCACGCGUACACGGUGAAGGUGCUCGAGUGGCCAUCGGUGAGGGUGGUGUCCUACAACAUCCUCGCAGACGUCUACGCUCAGACGGAGCUGUCCAAGACGGUGCUGUACCCGUACUGCGCCCCCUACGCCCUGCAGCUGGACUACAGGCAGCACCUGAUCAAGAAGGAGCUGGCCGGGUACAACGCCGACAUCAUCUGUCUGCAGGAGGUGGACAAAGGGGUUUUUGUGGACAGUCUGGUUCCGGCUCUGGAUGCUUUUGGACUGGACGGUGUUUUUAAGCUCAAAGAGAAGCAGCACGAAGGUCUGGCUACUUUCUACCGCAGGUCCAAGUUUCGGCUGCUCAGCAGUCAUGACAUCAUGCUGAGCGAGGCGUUGACCUCUGACCCCAUACACUCUGAGCUGCUGGAGAAGCUUUCUGCUGCCAGGAACCUGAAGAGCCGGGUUCUGCUUAGGUCCACAUCGCUGCAGGUCUCUGUGCUCGAGGACGUCAUGAAACCAGACAGGAAGGUGUGUGUGGCCAACACUCACCUGUACUGGCACCCGAAAGGGGGAAACGUUCGCCUGUUCCAGAUGGGCGUGGCCCUGCGGCACCUGAGUCACGUGAUCAACCAAGUCGCACCUGGAGCCCCGCUGGUGUUCUGUGGGGACUUCAACUCCACCCCAGAUUCAGGUGUGUUCCAGCUGCUCAGUGAGGCCCAGAUCCCUCAGCAGCAUGAGGACUGGAGCAGCUCGGGUCUGGAGGAGUCCUGCAGCAUGGAACUGGUCUCUGCCUUCCCCCCUCUGACAAGCGCCUGCGGGCAGCCGGCCUACACCAACUUCGUGGGAGGAUUUCACGGCUGCCUGGACUACAUCUUCAUGCAGCCAGAGAGCAUGCAGGUGGAGCAGGUGAUUCCUCUGCCCAGCCAUCAGGAGGUCACCACCUACGAGGCCCUGCCCAGCGUGGCUCACCCCUCCGACCACAUCGCCCUGCUCUGCGACCUCGCAUGGACUCCGUGACCUCUGACCUCACAGAUCUGUGCGUGAGAUUAAAUUGUCAGGCUGGAACUCGUUCCCGCUCACGUUUUGCUUCAGUAAACGGAACUGUUGUAAAAUACGGUCAUAACGUUUGUUUUCACUGAUAUUCAGUGUUGUUGCUCGUUUUAAAUGACGAGUUUUAGUUUUUAGGUCCAGAUUUGUUGCAACUCCUGUUUUAACAUCUUGGCUUCAGUCUCUGAGGGCGUAGGAAAGAAAAUUACAUUUCAAGCUUAAUAUAUAUUUUAUUAGAAUUAUUAAUAUCCCCACAGGUCC
This is a messenger RNA of Nematolebias whitei (Rio pearlfish), 2270 nucleotides long. It is a transcript of the gene pde12, whose product is annotated as phosphodiesterase 12. The transcript is spliced from 8 exons. The record is from RefSeq and is a predicted model, not a curated record. Gene Ontology annotation, biological process: nuclear-transcribed mRNA catabolic process, deadenylation-dependent decay. Gene Ontology annotation, cellular component: mitochondrion. Bases 204 to 1979 code for a protein of 591 amino acids. Gene Ontology annotation, molecular function: 3'-5'-RNA exonuclease activity. Lineage: Eukaryota; Metazoa; Chordata; Actinopteri; Cyprinodontiformes; Rivulidae.